Molecule: messenger RNA, 2753 nt
Organism: Spodoptera littoralis (African cotton leafworm)
Lineage: Eukaryota; Metazoa; Arthropoda; Insecta; Lepidoptera; Noctuidae
Source: the annotation of a GenBank genome assembly
CCAAUAUAAAAUUUUAAUGCAUUCGGGCAUACAAGCGCGGAAACGCACAAUAUGCUCAAAAUGUCAACUUUUUAAUGUCAAAGUUGUGGAAUGGAACGUGCCCAGACAUUUUUAAUUUCUUUCAUUGUCCCAUGUGCAUUAUUUAUGAAAAUCAAUUUAAAUUGAAUUGAUUUGUAGUUUUGUGACAGAAAUUAUUAUAAAAUACUAGUAACGCGAAAAAUAAUCCAAUAUGGAUGUUUUAUCGCGACCCGCUGAAGAGUUUGGCAAUGAUGAAACUUUGGAGCGUUUAUGGGCUGCGAAAGCUAUGGAGCACAGUGAUAUAUACUUCAAUAUGCUCUGUUCCGUGGACACCAGAUGGCUGCAGUUGACUCCAAAUGAUGAUCUAAUAUACACACACUUCAAACAAGACUUCCCAGAUAUGGAUGUGUCCUAUGUCAAUGAAAAUGAAAUUAAGAACAGCACAAACAAAGCCAAGUGGAGAAUAUUUUGUGAAAAGUUUAAAAACAUUGUGGAAGACUACAGCUUUGGUACUCUCAUGAGAGCUGAUGCUAAGGGAGACUAUUCUGAAAUGAAUACAAUGCUUGUUCCUAGAGUACAGUUUUAUGCCAUAGAAAUUGCAAGGAACAGAGAGAACCUGAACAAUGAAGUAAAGAAAAGAUUCAAGUGUAUGGCAAAACCCAACAUAGAGGCUCAAGAACACUCCAGCAAGAUCGCCACAUAAAAAUAUUACAGCAAACAGGCUAGUUUUGACAAGGAAAGUUUGUUUUUAAAUCAUUUGAAAUCGAAAAAGGCAGUAACUGUAAACUGCCUCUUUGGGAGUGAUGAGAAUUAAUAUUAAUGCCUACUCUGUAGGAAUCGAAGACUUGUGAUAUUUAUGCAUUAAUUGAAGUAAAAUUAUUUGUAUAUUUUUAAUAGUAAUGGCAAUAAAAUCUGAGAGUAUGUCUUUGUAAACUAUCUCUUGUGAGGAACUAAUUUGAUCAUUUGUAUACUGAAUGUAACAUUUUCUUUUGUACUUACUAACAUAGCAGCUACUUAUAUACUUUUUGUAAGAAAUAAUGGUAAUUUUUAUUCUGUGUAGUUGAUUCUGUCAUGACUGGUAACUCUUCUUGUAUAAACUAGCCUAAUUUUUGAAGACCUAAGCAUUCUCAAAUAAUGAUCAAUGUUCAUGUAGCAUGUACUCUCUCUUAAUACACUUACAUAAUUACUGGCCAAAUAUACUAGCUCUAGAUAUUAGCCACCGUCCCACAAGUGACUAUAAUAAUAUGUACUCAAUUUUGCCUGCUUCUCAAUUUAAACAGUAUGCAUAGAAUAACAUAAUCAGUAAUACAUUUACCUAACUAAGUGCAUGUUUAGAUUUUAAAUAUUUUUACAAAAACAACUUUUAAUGUCUACAUAAUAAGAUAAAAGGCGGGCCUUUCUGUUAUAUUGAAACUUGUUUUUGUAAAAAUGUACACCUACCGAUUAGUAAGUUGUGAUUGUCUUAAUUGAAAAAUGAAUGAGGUGCUCUAUUGCUCAUACAUUUUUUAUAUUAAAAUUUAUAUACUAUCGUAAUUAUAAAAUGUGUGGUUUGAUUUACAUCUUAAGGUGAUAUAAAUUGAAAGCGAAAAAGCGACAGAUAACUAGCCCCUUGAUGGUAAGCAGUUACCGCAGUUUACUCUAGUAGCAGUUGCAGUUAUUGCAACACUAGAUGCAACAAAACUGCGUUGUCGAUCACGUAAGACAUUCCGCCGGGGUAUUCAAGCCAGAACCCUCCCCACUUACAGAUGUAACACAUCAAGUAUGCGAGGGGGACUGGGAUGCGGUCUCCUUCUUUUGCGAAGCAGUUAUGCUAGCUAAGGAGGAGACGGGACGCGUGAGGCAGCGAAGCGCUGCCUCCUCACAACCCAGCCAUCGCGAAGGACACACCGUGCGUCGGGGAUCGCGGGACGAUCUCCGGCCAACGUAAGCGCGGGACUGCGGACGGCGAGCAUGGGUGGCUCCCCGUCCGACCAGAAACAGACUCGAGCGUACGGCGCGUCGCGUUCCGCGCGCGCCUCUAAGAGCUAUCAGACCACCAUAGAUGGGACCCAACAGGGCCGAUGCCGAUUCGAAGUCGCGGAGAACCUAACGGGUUACUGGGACUCCGGCUCGACGUGCAGGAGAAGGAACGGGCGGUUUUUAGUCAGUAAGAGUCUGACGCUCCCUCCCGCCUCACCUAGGCGGGAGCAGUCAUUCGAUGAUUUUCCCCCCUUAAAAAAAAAAAUAAAAAAAAAACACAUCAAGUAUCGUGUCACUUCUUCCUGCUAUACUUCCACAUUGAAACUGACCCAUUCAAAUAACGAACAGCAGGCUUUCUUAUGUUAUAGUGGUGCAUUGUUGAGUUUGAUUCUGUUUUUCCUACGUAGCGCAUACCCCUACAUGUGCAAAUGGAUUUUACGACUUCAUCGUUGGUCAAAUGGUCACUUGCGACUGUAGAGCAAGGUGUCACUGUUUCGUGUUUGGUUUAUCGACAAUUUCUCAGCAAUAGCACGGAGUCUGUCUAGCAUAAGGCAAUACUCACCCUGUCUAUUAUCGAACAAGCAGCAAAGUAGCUGGUGAUGAAAAAUGGUAGCACAUAGUUUUGUAAGCCUAGUCUUUUUCGAGGGUAAGAGUUAUUAUAACUACGUUAUUCAUUAUUUCUUUCAUCCUGCUUAUAAGCCCAAAUAAACUGAAUCAGUCCCUUGUAGUUAGUAGUGUUACGAUCUAGGCUAUAAUGAGUUUUUAAAUUUCUAUGA